This is a messenger RNA of Entelurus aequoreus (snake pipefish), 5361 nucleotides long. RefSeq names its product kinase D-interacting substrate 220a (gene kidins220a). Gene Ontology annotation, molecular function: protein binding. The record is from RefSeq and is a predicted model, not a curated record. Bases 156 to 5099 code for a protein of 1647 amino acids. NCBI's taxonomy places the organism in Eukaryota, Metazoa, Chordata, Actinopteri, Syngnathiformes, Syngnathidae. The transcript has 32 exons.
CGUCAUUCAGUUAAAAAAACAGGAUCCAUUAAGACAGCGAACACAUGAGAACGCUACUUUAACAUGACACAUUAUUUCCUUAACUGAUAGUUCUGGGCGUUUCCACAGCAUCAUAGUCUGGCCACAAGCGGUGUGCAGGUGUUGAACACUCAGCCAUGGAUACCAGCACCUCCCUGAAGAUGACCUCCAUGGCCGUCCAGAGCCUGUUCAGCUAUGUGGAGGAGGAGAACUUGGCUGCCAUCAAAGCUCAUUUGGACAAGUUCAAAGAUGUGGACAGCAGGAGUGAUAAUGGUCAAACUCCACUGAUGGUGGCGGCAGAGCAGGGCAAUCUGGAGAUAGUGCAGGAGCUCAUCAGGAGAGGAGCAAACGUCAACUGUGAUGACGUUGACUGUUGGACAGCUCUAAUCUCGGCCUCCAAGGAGGGUCACAUUCAAGUGGUGAAGGAACUGCUGGAUAACGAUGCCAACAAGGAAAACCGAGACAUGGGAGGGUGGACUUCUCUCAUGUGGGCCGCCUAUAAAGGUCGUACAGAUGUAGCACAAAUGCUCCUGGAUAAAGGAGCUAACCCUAACAUCACCGGCCAGUAUAGCGUCUACCCCAUCAUUUGGGCAGCAGGUCGAGGUCAUGCUGAGAUUGUCCACCUUCUGCUGCAGCACGGAGCCAAAGUCAACUGCUCGGAUAAGUAUGGCACUACCCCGCUGAUCUGGGCUGCCAGGAAAGGUCACUACGACAGUGUGAUGCACCUUCUAGCCAAUGGAGCCGACGUGGACCAGGAAGGAGCUAACUCCAUGACAGCUUUGAUUGUAGCAGUGAAAGGCGGCUACACCGAAGUCGUCAAGGAGCUGUUGAAGAGGAACCCAAAUGUCAACAUGACCGACAAGGACGGCAACACGGCGCUGGCCAUCGCCGCCAAGGAAGGUCACACAGAGAUUGUCCAGGACCUGCUGGAUGCCGGCACCUAUGUCAACAUCCCUGACAGGAGUGGGGAGACCAUGCUGAUUGGUGCAGUAAGAGGAGGUCAUGUGGAGAUUGUUCAAGCUUUGCUGAACAAAUAUGCAGAUAUUGACGUCAGGGGCCAGGAUGGUAAGACGGCACUCUACUGGGCGGUAGAGAAAGGUAACGCCACCAUGGUGAGAGACAUCCUGCAGUGUAAUCCUGACACUGAGAGCUGCACCAAGGAGGGAGAAACACCACUUAUCAAAGCCACCAAAAUGAGAAACAUUGAGAUUGUAGAGUUGCUGUUGGACAAAGGUGCCAAGGUGUCAGCUUUGGACAAGAAAGGCGACACUCCUCUUCACAUCGCCAUCAGGGGGAGGAGCCGAAAACUGGCCGAGCUGCUGCUGAGGAACCCCAAAGAUGGCCGCCUGCUUUACCGCCCAAACAAGGCUGGGGAGACGCCGUACAACAUAGACUGCACCCACCAGAAAAGCAUCCUGACGCAAAUAUUUGGCGCCAAGCACCUCUCUCCCACUGAGUCUGACGGGGACAUGUUGGGUUACGACCUCUAUAGCAGCGCUCUCGCCGACAUCCUCAGCGAACCCACAAUGCAGCCACCCAUCUGUGUUGGUCUGUACGCGCAGUGGGGCAGCGGGAAGUCGUUCCUUCUUAAGAAACUGGAGGAUGAAAUGAAGACAUUUGCCGGCCAGCAGAUCGAGCCGCUGUUCCAGUUCUCAUGGCUGGUGGUCUUCCUCACCCUUCUGCUGUGUGGCUCAGUGGCCGUCAUCCUGGGCUUUACUGUUGAUCACAAGCUGGCCAUUGCUGUUUCGCUCAGCUUUCUCGCCUUGCUUUACAUCUUCUUCGUUUUGGUGUACUUUGGAAGCCGACGCGAGAGAGAGAGUUGGAACUGGGCCUGGGUCAUCAGCACCCGCCUGGCCCGCCAAAUUGGCUACCUGGAGCUCCUGCUCAAACUGAUGUUUGUCAACCCCCCCGAACUGCCUGAGCAAACCACCCGUGCGCUACCUGUCAGGUUCUUGUUCACGGAUUACAAUCGCCUGUCGAGUGUUGGAGGUGAGACCUCCAUGGCCGAGAUGAUUGCCACGCUGUCAGACGCUUGUGAAAGGGAGUUUGGCUUCAUGGCCACUCGGCUGUUCAGGGUUUUCAAGAAUGAUGAGAUUCAAGGUAAAAAGUGGAAGAAGACCUGUUGCGUGCCAUCCUUUGUUCUGUUUGCCGUGACACUUUGCUGCCUCAUUGCCGGCCUAGCCCUGCUAGCUAUAUUUAAGGUGGACGCUGAGAACUUGACCGUAAAUGCAGUGCUGAUAGCCAUGGCCAGCGUGGUAGGCUUGGCCUUGCUCCUCAACUGUAAGACCUGGUGGCAGGUGGGCGACUCUGUCCUCAACUCCCAGAGGAAACGCCUGCACAGGGCGGCCAACAACUUGCACCAGCUCAAGAGUGAGGGGUUUAUGAAGGUUUUAAAGCACGAAGUGGAGCUAAUGUCAAAGAUGGCCAAGACCAUUGAUGGCUUCACCCAGAACCAGACGCGAAUGGCGGUCAUUAUAGAUGGGCUGGAUGCCUGUGAACAGGACAAAGUGUUGCAGAUGCUGGACACGGUGCGAGUUCUAUUCUCCAAAGGCCCCUUUAUCUCCAUCUUUGCGAGCGACCCCCACAUCAUCAUCAAAGCCAUCAACCAAAACCUCAACAGCGUGUUGAGAGACUCCAACAUCAACGGCCACGACUACAUGAGGAACAUCGUCCACCUGCCUGUGUUUCUCAACAGCCGGGGCCUCAGCACGGCCAAAAAGCUCUGCAUGGCGGCGCCCACCAACGGUGACGGCUUGGCUGCCGAAGGAUGGACCGAUGACGGCGACAAGAAGAUGUCUCAGAAUAGCUUGGCUCCAGAUCAGGCCAAGUUCGGCAGCAAGAACGCACUCAACCGCAGGGACACAUACCGGCGCCGCCACAUGCAGAGAACCAUCACCAGGCAGAUGUCCUUUGAUUUGACAAAGCUGCUGGUGACUGAGGACUGGUUCAGUGACAUCAGCCCCCAGACCAUGAGGAGGUUACUCAAUAUAGUUUCAAUCACAGGCCGUCUGUUGCGAGCCAAUCAGAUCAUCUUCAAUUGGGAUCGCCUGGCAUCGUGGAUCAAUCUGACCGAGGAGUGGCCUUAUAGGACGUCAUGGAUCAUCCUCUUUUUGGAAGAGACUGACGGUGUGUCUGAUCAGGUCCCUCUUAAGACCAUCUAUGAGAGGCUGUCCAAGAACAUUCCCACUACCAAGGACGUGGAGCCGCUGCUGGAGAUUGACGGAGACAUCCGCAGCUUUGAGGUUUUCCUCUCCUCCAGAACGCCAGUCCUGACUGCCAGGGAUGUGGAGAUGUUCCUGCCUUGCACCGUUAACCUGGACCCCAAACUCAGAGAGAUAAUAGCAGAUGUCCGUGCGGCCAGAGAGCAGAUGCACGUGGGAGGGGUUACGUAUCCCACUAUGCCCUUGCAAGAAGCGGUGCCUCGUCCACAGCCGGGAUACGGCCACCACGCGGUGGCUUGCUCGCCGGCAGGCUCCUUCGCCGGAUCCUUGCCUCCUCAGCCUCACAGUGCCUACUUCAGUGGGAUGACUGGUCCUCAGCACCCCUUCUACAACCGGCCUUAUUUCCCCCAUCAUGUGUAUCACCCGCCAAGGCAUUACUUCCAUCAUGUCCCCUCAUCCUUGCGCCCUUCCAUUAAGCAUCCUGGUCAGCCAAAGGACAACACCAGUGGACUUCAUUUAAAGUCACUGCCUUACAAAUCAAAGCAGGCCUCGCCUGCCGUCCUGCUCAGCUCUAUGAGCACGGACGCGGUGUGCGACUGGCUCAGGCAUAUCGACGGAAUCGACGCCUGCAUGCUGCCUCAGUACACCGCCACCAUCAAGAAGGCCAAUAUAAACGGACGUGUUUUGGCUCAGUGCAACCUGGACGAGCUGAAGAAAGAGAUGGAGAUGAACUUUGGUGACUGGCAGCUCUUCAGGGGAAUGGUGAUGGAACAGCGACACACUGAAAGCCAGGCUGUGCUGCAGGAUGAGUCGCGAGCUCCUAGCGAGCAGGGCAACAGCGUCUACCACGGGGAUCCUGGCAGUCGCUCUGUGGGAGCCCAGCGGGAAUCAGAGACCUUCAGCCUCAACCUGAGCUUCGAGGAACUCAGUGGAGCAGGCCUGGAGGAACCACCAAGACACAGCAGCGGCGCACAGUGGCCGCCGGUGACGACUCUCCACGCCACAAGCAUGUCCAGCCUCAUAUCUCAAGAAUCUUCCAACGACAUCGGCAAAUUGACCGCCAAGCAGCAGGCUGAGUACCACGACGCCUACCGGGAGUACAUCGCUCAGAUGUCGCAGCUGGAGACGUCCGGCGGAGAGAAGGAGAGGCCCGUGCAGCCCCAGCCUGGACAUUUCCUGCAGGCGGCCAGCUCAGAGGACAAAGGGGCUAAGGAAGGAGCGGACCAAGACGGCCGCAAGUCCUUCACGAAGAGAGUCUCCAAGGCGAGCGAGGCCACAGACGCUCCCUCGGGGGCCGAUGCCCAGCUGCUGGAUCCCAUCACUGAGGAGGACGAGAAGCUGGAUCACAGCACCGUUUCCAGGACCCGCAAACUGUCCAGCGAUGAAGACUCGAGCCCAGAGGAGGCGGACAACACCACGCCUCUCCUCCAAAAAGAAGCUAAGGCAAAUCCCUCCCGGUUCCUCGCAAAAGCACUCCUGGAUCAGUCCUGUGACCGAUACCCACAGGAGGCAGGAGACUAUGCGAGGCCCGGGGAGAUGGAGCUGGAGCUGGAGGGCCUGGUGAGGAAGAGAGGCCUCCUCCCCAGCAGCCUGCAGGACGCGACGGUGGCCCGCAUGUCCAUCUGCUCCGAGGCGGCGUCCGAGGCUAGCCUGGUGGCGAGCAGCCCGGACGAAGGUUGGCCCGCCGGCGGGGUGAGCAACCUCAACCACAGCGACGCCAUGCUCAACAACAACAACAGCGGCGACGCCAACUCCAACGCCAACAACAGCAGCCGCCACCAGCAGGACUCUGCCACCUCCCCUUCUAGCGUCUCACCAGCUGUCAUUAUCUCACCAGGCGCCGCCACCACCGCCACCGUCCACCACAACCAGAACCUGCGCUCCGUGGGUCUGGGUGACGAGCGGGAGAGCGUCCUUUAAAGGCUUCCAUGCAACUUUUACUAUCAACGUCAUGUGCAAUAGAAGAAAAGUAGAAUGUGUUAGUAUUAAGGGUGCUGUUGUGUUGUCAUUGUGGUGCUUAUUAUGUAGCGAUGUUGAGGGAUUAAAAGUUACACAAAAAAAUAAAUGUAAAUGGUUGUCUUUGGACCACUCUUUUGUUAAAAGGUUAACUGCAUGCACUUUGAAGUGUUCUUUUCUCCAUACAUUGUCAAAAGAAAUAAAUGGAAUACACUUUUUUUGAUGG